GAAAAGCCAGCCGGUGGUUCGGGGUGGCUCAGUCUAAAUCGGCCAAAACCAACGUGAAUAUUCUUCACCAAGAGGAGCUGAUAGCGCAGAAAAAGAGAGAAAUUGAGGCCAGGCUGGAGCAGCAAGCGAAGCAGAAUUACCUGAGCAUCCAGCAGCUACCUCUGCUAGGAGAAGAUGACGGUACUGACAAUGAAGCCUGUGUUUCCAACAAGUUUGUUAACGAUGGCAGUUUCCUCCAGCAGUUUCUCAAGCUGCAGAAGGAAAAGUCAAAUGCUGAAACUCCCCCAAGUUCUACUAAUAACUCGACAAACACUCCUGCGUCAAAUGUUGGGAAGAAACCUGUGCUGUUUGGGAGGCGCCCCGGUCAGGUCCUGAGCAGCAUGCUGCACCAAGCGAAGAACUACUCCCAUUCCAAACAGACCCCAGUCGUUAACCGCCUCAGUGUGUUUCAGUCGCCAGAUGAAGAUGAGGAAGAAGAUUAUGAGCAGUGGUUGGAAAUUAAAGUUUUACCCCCAGAGGAUGCACAGACCCGAGAAGUGGUGGAAAAGCUGGCUGGGUUCGUGGCGGAAGGGGGACCAGAAUUAGAGAAGCUCGCUAUGGAAGGCUACAAGGAUAACCCAGCUUUUGCGUUUUUGCAUGAUAAGAACAGCAGAGAAUUCCUUUACUACAGAAAGAAAGUGGCAGAGAUAAGAAAAGAGAAUCAGAGUUCUCAGGCAUCCUCUUCUCAGAAAGUUUCACCCCCAGACGACGAAGAGACAAAGAACUGUGCUGAGAAACUGGCCAGGUUCGUGGCAGACGGGGGUCCCGAGGCAGAAGCUAUUGCCUUGCAGAACAACCGAGAGAACCACGCUUUCAGGUUUUUAUACGAGCCAAACAGCAAAGGCUACAAGUAUUACCGGCAGAAACUGGAGGAGUUCCGUAAGGCCAAAACCAGCACUGCGUGUGCCCCCGUGCCUGUAGAGUCCAGCCUGAAAAGGAAGACCAGUCCCGAGGCAUCACCAUCACCUUUGAGCUCAUCGUCUGUGCCCUUGGCCUCACCUUUACCUGUGCCCCUGCCUACAGCUACGACUGCUGCUGCUGCAACGACAGCUACUGCCGCAGGCACUACUAAAAAGAAGCGGAAGAGCAGGUGGGGACCGGAGGAGGACAAGGUUGAACUGCCUCUCCCACAGCUUAUCCAACAGCUGGAUUCUCCCUCCCCUCUUUCAGUUCAGGACCUCAAGGGUCUUGGCUAUGAAAAAGGGAAGCCGGUUGGUUUGGUGGGUGUGACGGAGCUCUCCGAUGCCCAGAAGAAGCAGCUGAAGGAGCAGCAGGAGAUGCAGCAGAUGUACGAUAUGAUCAUGAAGCACAAGCAAGCCAUGCAGGAGAUGCAGAUGAUGUGGGAAAAGGCAAUUCAGCAGCACCAGCAUGGCUACGACAGCGACGAAGAGGUGGACAGCGAGCUGGGGACGUGGGAGCACCAGCUUCGGCGCAUGGAGAUGGACAAGACGCGAGAGUGGGCUGAGCAGCUGACCCAGAUGGGCAGAGGGAAACAUUUCAUCGGAGACUUUCUUCCACCUGACGAACUGGAGAAAUUCAUGGAGACGUUCAAGGCAUUGAAGGAAGGACGUGAGCCAGAUUAUUCUGAAUACAAAGAGUUCAAACUGACUGUGGAAAACAUCGGUUAUCAAAUGCUAAUGAAGAUGGGCUGGAAGGAAGGCGAGGGACUUGGCUUGGAUGGACAGGGGAUUAAAAACCCAGUCAGCAAGGGAACCACGACUGUGGACGGAGCUGGUUUUGGCAUCGAUCGUCCCGCCGAGCUCACGAAGGAGGAUGAUGAGUACGAGGCAUUCCGUAAACGGAUGAUGCUUGCCUACCGCUUCCGACCAAAUCCAUUGAACAAUCCACGACGACCUUACUACUGA
Messenger RNA from Pterocles gutturalis (yellow-throated sandgrouse), 1904 nucleotides. It is a transcript of the gene SUGP1, whose product is annotated as SURP and G patch domain containing 1. Lineage: Eukaryota; Metazoa; Chordata; Aves; Pterocliformes; Pteroclidae. The transcript is spliced from 14 exons. Gene Ontology annotation, biological process: RNA processing. The annotation marks the transcript as partial. The record is from RefSeq and is a predicted model, not a curated record. Gene Ontology annotation, cellular component: nucleoplasm. Gene Ontology annotation, molecular function: RNA binding.